This is a messenger RNA of Rhinolophus ferrumequinum (greater horseshoe bat), 2168 nucleotides long. RefSeq names its product agouti signaling protein (gene ASIP). Gene Ontology annotation, molecular function: melanocortin receptor binding; neuropeptide hormone activity. The record is from RefSeq and is a predicted model, not a curated record. Bases 445 to 846 code for a protein of 133 amino acids. Gene Ontology annotation, biological process: positive regulation of melanin biosynthetic process; melanosome organization; hormone-mediated signaling pathway. Lineage: Eukaryota; Metazoa; Chordata; Mammalia; Chiroptera; Rhinolophidae. Gene Ontology annotation, cellular component: extracellular region. The transcript is spliced from 5 exons.
GGAGUCCAUUGGAGAACCAUUGAGCUAAAAACAUCUUGAUUUCAGAACCGUCUUUUGAUCUGGAAUUAUCUGUUAUUGACCACAGAGAGCUGCUACUUACAAUUCCUGGGAGAGGGCCCUGUACAGUGAGAGACAGGUAACUGAGAUGAUACCUGAGAAGAGAAGGCUACAAGUCGGUACCCUUCACUGUACCCUACCCUAAUGCCGUGCUCUGUUGAGAUACGUGUAAGAAAGAAGGACCUUUUGGAAGAAGCAGCAAUGAUGCAAUGAGCUGACAACGCAGAUGAUAUGAAGAGCGAGUUCGGGGAAUAAUGAAAGCAUACCCUGGAAGCAUGAAAUUACAAAUCUCCCAACUGCGCGGAGCCCUGAGAAUGAGAUAGUUCCUUUGGUCAAACUGCUCUGAAAGUAAAGGAAAAAACUGACUUGCAUUGAAGCCUUCCCAAGAUGGAUGUCACCCGCCUGCUCCUGGCCAGCCUGAUAGUCUGCCUGUGCUUCCUCACUGCCUACAGCCACCUGGCACCUGAGGAGAAGCCCAAAGAUGACAGGAGCCUGAGGGGCAACUCCUCCAUGAACCUGCUGGAUUCUCCUUCAGUCUCUAUCGUAGCUCUAAACAAGAAAUCCAAAAAGAUCAGCAGAAAAGAGGCGGAAAAGAAGAAGAGAUCUUCCAAGAAAAAGGUGUCGUUGAAGAAGGUGGCGCGGCCCCGGCCCCCGCCUUCCGCCCCUUGUGUGGCCACCGGCUACAGCUGCAAGCCGCCGGCCCCCGCCUGCUGUGACCCGUGCGCCUCCUGCAAGUGCCGCUUCUUCCGCAGCGUCUGCUCCUGCCGCGUGCUGAACCUCAACUGCUGAGCGCACCCGCCUCCCCACCGCCUGCGGGGCAGGGAGAGGCUUCCAGGCACCCCGGGAUCCCUCUCGGACAGUGAUCUCUAGUAGGUGUGGCUUUUUAGGACUAACUGGGAGCGUGCACAGCUUUCAGGAGGCGAGACUUCAAGAAGACUUGGCUUGGGCUGGGCUAAAAUCCAAAUAGUAUACGUAGGCUGCUUGAAUUUGUGUGGCUGUGUUUCUAAUGGAACCGAAAGAUCCUUUUUCCUUCGUGGAGUCCACUUCACAACGGAAGUCCCGUGUGCUAUGCCCACGCUAUCUCCGGUGCCUGGGGAAACCAAUUACCCCGGCAUAAAGCAGCACUCCUGUUAAGCGUUCUCCGGAGCCGACAGCUGGAGACAAUACUGUUCUCUGCCUUUAAAUCUGGGAACACCCGAAGAUGCCUCCAAAUGCAUGGAGACUAGCCAGGCAGAAAGGAAGCAUGAAGGAACUGCCAUUUAGUCUUUUCACCCUUUCCUCCUUCUAAGGAGCUCCUACUAGCCCCGGAAAAACAAAAAACAAAAAGAACAAGAAAGGCUACAACUCCAUACCCAAUCUCAUUGGGCUGUCUGUCCUGUGGGGAUCUGCAGAUAAAAACGGGAGGCUGGUUGUGAGUUGGCAAUGCCAUGGGUCCCUACAGCCAGAAGGCUCUGGCCUGAGGAUCCCAGAGCCUCAGGAGGCUCCCAAACAAAGGUACCACUUGUGCCCACUCCUCCCUUUCUCCCAGGGAUUCCCAGAGGCGCUGGUGAAUGGGAGCCGUUUCUCCCACUCCCAAGCUAAAUGAACACUGACCAUUGGUCCCCAGGCAUUUUAAAAUCUGACAGCCUCGAGUUGGGGCUCCCAAGUAAGAAAUAGGAGUUCAGGAAUCCUUUCUCAUUCCCCACCCCAGCUGUCAGCCAGUAACCAGGCAGUGGGCCUGGGCUUGGUGAUCUGAAAACAAAGGAAACCUCACUAAAAUGGAGUUGGGAAGCCAGAAGGGGGAGCUCAGAAAGAAUUGUCAAUUACAGACCCCAACAGAAGAAUCCUCAACAGGAAAGAAUCAAUUGUGGGCCCCAACAGGAAAAAGACACACAUUACACCUCCUGUAAGAAAUCAACUACCCCUGCAACUCAACUAAUGAGAAACCAUCAUCUCCCUGAAAUCUUUUCUCCAAUGGACUUUUGUUCAAAACCCUUCCCAAUUUCCUUUCUCUGUAUAAUGUUCCCCUCCUUUGUUUGUUGGACUUGCCUAUGGCUUUUAUUAUAGCUUGCUUGUCCAGAAUUGCAAUUCUUUGUUGUUCCAGAAUAAACCCAUUUUUGCUGGUAAAAUAA